AUGACCAUGCACAGCCAGCAGCAUUCUGGCUCGGAGCCCAGUCAGGGCCCGACCGGUCAGACUAGCCACUGUGCCCCCGACGCCCGUGGCCCCUAUACUUCCGGAUACCAGCAGGCCUCAGCUGGUAACAAUCGUGACGGAAAUGGAACUUCCCUGGCACCAAUCUUCAACGCUUUGAACCUCCAAAGCCAGCGUUCGGGGUCCAAGUACAACAAUGUCAAGAAUAACAUGCCUGUGGCGGUACCGCCCGCUUUGGACCUUGCUGGUGCCCAGCGUACGUCGUACAGUAGCCCUCUUUUCUUCUUGCCAAAUGGCUCCAUGAUCAACGGAUUGCCGCCUGUGACUCCUUUUACCCCGGGUUCGAUCCCCGGGCAUGACCAGGUCGGCCAGUUUCCGUAUAUGCCUGCCAGCAUUUAUCCGAAUAUGAGCCCCAUGGUUCCUGCAACCAUGCCGGGGUAUUCCUUUCCUUACUUGAUGAACUGUGAUAUACAGGAUAUGGGUGGUCAGAAACGGGGUCCUUGGGUCUCCAGCGAGGAGCAAAAGGGCCACGGUUUGUCCGCCUCGGAUAUGAGCAACCAGAGCGAGUACUAUACAGGUUCUACCCCUUCCAACAUCGACGGCUCCACUCUAUCGGGCUUCAGUUACAACGGCAUCCCUCAGAUUGGGCCCCCCUGUCUGCCCCUCCAGAUGAUGAAGACUCCCACUGGAUACAUACUCCAGGACCUCGAAAGCCUGACCCAGCAGGAUCCGCCCAUUCCCCGGGCUGUGCCUGCCAUGUGGACCAAUCCGUCCGAGUUGACUCUUGCAAAAUGCCUUGAGAAUCGUGAGGGAAUUACCAAUGUCUACAUCAGGGGGUUUCUUCCGGAGACCACGGAUGAGAUGUUGCACGCCUACGCAUCUCGCUUUGGCAAGAUUGAUCGAUGCAAAGCCAUUGUGGAUCUGGACACUGGUCUGUGUAAAGGAUUUGGCUUUGUUCAAUACUUCAACUUUGAGUCCUGUGAGAAUUGCAUCAGAGGCUUCUUCUAUCUUGGAUAUCAAGCUAGCUUUGCCCAGAAGUCUCGCAACUCGCGGCUCAAGGAUCUUGAGGACAAGGCUUCGACCAAUAUCUAUUGCACCAAUCUGCCAAUCGACUGGACUGAAGCUGAUCUUCGCCGUCAUUUCGAACCGUUCCGUGUUGUCUCCGAGAAGAUCAGCCGUGACGAAAAGACUGGGGUCAGCAAGGAGGUGGGCUUUGCUCGGUUCGAAUCCCGCGAUAUUGCGGAAAAUGUUCUGAACGAGUACCACAACGUCGUCGGAAAAGACGGAGUGAAGCUUCUUCUGCGUUUCGCAGAUACCAAGGCCCAGAAGUUGCUCAAGCAGCAAAGCAAUGAGCGUCGCGCAUAUCGGGCCGGGGAGUACAAUUACUCGGUUGAAGUGGUCCAAGGGUCCACUCCAUCGCCUUCUCUUCACCGUCUUCAACAGACUGCGUCGCAUCUCAGCCCUAAUUCCCAGGUCAGCUAUCCAUCUCCAGUGGGCGUGGGUCCCCCCUGGACACCUGCAACGUCGAUUUCCCCUUCGUAUCCCCUGGUGAGGAACCAGGCCGCCGGGGAUGUACGAUACAACUCAUGGUCUGCCAAGAACAGCCCUGCAGGUCUGACGAGCACCCCUUUGCAACGCGGACGUCUGCCCUCAGCCAGUCGCAGCACCUGGAUGGCCAACAGUGCCUCUGGCGGAUCAUCCAUGACGGCGAUCCCCAGCACGCCAUGUGCGGAAUCCCGCUCACGGGCAUCUAGUCCCCGCAAGGAAAACAUGAAAUCGGGAUCUCUCUCACCGAUUUCUUCACGCAAAGAAGUCGCCGUGCAUUCUCCUCGCUCGGUCAUGUAA
Molecule: messenger RNA, 1863 nt
Organism: Aspergillus campestris IBT 28561
Lineage: Eukaryota; Fungi; Ascomycota; Eurotiomycetes; Eurotiales; Aspergillaceae
Product: putative RNA binding protein MSSP-2
Exons: 6
Coding region: 1-1863 (620 amino acids)
Cellular component (GO): cytosol; nucleus; ribonucleoprotein complex
Molecular function (GO): poly(A) binding; poly(U) RNA binding; mRNA 3'-UTR binding
Source: RefSeq, a predicted model, not a curated record